AUGUCCAUUGUUAAUUUGAAGAUACUUUCUUUCAAGACAUACUCAAAAGCAGAAUGCAUUCCCUUCUCGCCGUUUACUUGCAUAGUAGGCCCGAACGGAGCAGGAAAAAGUAACUUAGUGGAUGCCCUUCUAUUUGUACUCGGAGCAAGCCCUUCGGAAAUCAGAGGAACCCUUCCUGCCAGAGAUAGCCCACCGCCCACAGCAGUAGAGCUGUCUUUUAGGGAGAAAAGCGGGGUGGUUACAAGAAUAAAAAGAGAGCUGGUGAAUGAAGCAUCCUUUUUCUAUAUUGAGGAAACGAAGGUCUCGCAGUCUGACUACUACGCGUAUCUUGAAUCACAGAAUAUCUCCACUGUCCACAGGAACUUCCUUAUUUCGCAAAACGAGUCUUUGAUUAAAUCGCCAAAAGAUCUCACCAAAUUCAUAGAUAAAAUAUCAGGGUCAUCUCUGCUUAAAAGCGAGUAUAAAGACCUGAAGCAGCAGAAAGACACUCUGACAAAAGAGUACCAUGAGAUAGUGGAAAGAAAGAGAACAGCAGAAACAUCAGCAAAGGAGUACGAGCAGGUAGUAUCGAUGCAAACCAAGCACAGAUCACUUAUAUCUCGUAGAAGGAUACUCGCAAGCUCAAAAAUAAAAAAAAGAAGAAUUCUUAUCAGAGACGCAAAAAGAGAUCUGCAGGAUAGACUAGCUGCAAUAGAAGAGAAAACAGAAGGCAGCACAUCACAAAAAAUUCACAAGGAGAUGGCAGACAUUCAAACUUCGCUUAUAAAAGCUAGAGCAGCCAGAGCAGGAGCGAAACAGCAGCAGGACAUAAAAAUGAGAAAAAAAGAGCAAGAAGCUCGGGACAUAGAAAGCCUGCAUGAAGAAGAAAUGAAGCUGCAGGAGAAGAUAUCUGAAGCACAGGCACAGAUAGAUGACUGCGCUUGGGCGAUUAGUAAAGCUGAGAGUCUAUCGAAGAGCCAUCCUGCAUGGAAUGAACACUAUCAGAGAGAAAUUCUCAUCCGAACACUCACACAGAUUCAAAGAAUAGAAGACUCAAAGAGCAUUUUACAGCUGAGACUAGCAGUGAAUGAGCUAAAAAGAGAGAUAAAAGAGACAGAGCAGCAGGAAAGAGAGGAAAAAGAGAUGGAAGCAGAAGAGGAGAAUAGCAACACACGGCUAUCGCAGUUGAAUCAGUCGCUUUUGGAGAGUCUUAAGGCCCUUUCCAGCAGAGUAUCGCGAGUAAAAGAAGCUGAGUACAGUUCUCGGCUGGGCUAUCUCAUAAACAGAAUUAAAUCAACCAUUCCGCAGGUUAUUGGGCGAGUGACUGAUCUCAUAUCAGCUGCAGAUCAGAAAUACAGCAGUGCAAUACAUGCACUUCUCUACGCGAAAAGAAAUACGAUUAUUAUAGAACAGGAGAAACACGUGCUUCCAAUUCUCAACGGCCUUUCGCAGUCUGGAGCAGGAAGGGUGACUAUUCUGCCAUUGAACAGACUGAACAUAGGAUACAAUAGCAAGGAUAUAGGCGAUGAAAACAAUCCAUCAGCUGGAAGAAAUAGCGAUGUUCCAUCUGGGUAUAUACGGUGCAGAGAUGUCAUUCAAUUAUCUCGAGAAGUACAGGGUGAGAGUGAGAAGAUAAUUUCGUAUGCAUGCGGCAAUGCUCUGAUCUAUUUGGGAGAAGGAUCGCCUGAAUAUACAAAAGAAAAAGUGGUCACUCUUGACGGGAUAGUUAUUUCAAAAGAUGGAAUGGUACGAAAGAUAUCGAUGCAGAAUGAUGCCCAGGAGAUAAGAGAGCUAGAGAACAGAAGAGAUAGAAUAUUGGAAGAGAUAAAAAUAGAAAAUCAGAGAACUGUUGCAUCGAAUGAAAGGACGAGCAUUACAUACAAAAAGUCAAGCAAAGUAGUGGAGAUGGAAAAAAGGCUGGAGGAUGCGCAGAAAGAGCUGGAAGAGGCGGAGAGCGACAUAAAAGAGCAGGUGGAGAAGAUAGCAGAAAAUGCAGGACUUCCCAUGGAGAUAGUAAAACAGGCUAAAGACCAGGGAAUAGUGGACUCAUCGUCAUCUGAUAGAAAGCUGCUGCAAAUAAAAAGAAAAGAAGUUUCUUGGAAAAACAGGCUGGAAGAUCUUACGGCCCAGCUGCAGAACCUUCAGGAGAGCAUUCCAAAGGAGAGAGGAGAAACAGAGGUAGAGUCUGAGAAAGAGAGCACCGCUGAGCUAGACGAAGAAAUAAAAGCGCUAGAAGACGCUCUUUUGGAGCUAUCAAAGAAACUGGAGCCAUCUCUGGAAAUAGAAACAAAAGUAAUCAAAGAGCAGAUAGUGCUGCUAGACGAUGAAAUCGAAGAGAUAGAGCAGUACAUGGCAGAGGAAGGACUGACUGAAGAGACUAUCUCAGAAGCACCAACCAAUACAGCGGAAGAUGAUCUUGAUAAACUUGAAAGAGAGAUAGGCGCAGUGUCUAAAUUCCUAUCUCAGAAGGGAUCGGUGGUGGAAACACACCAGCUGUACGUACAGCUAGAGAAAGAAGCUGAAGAAAGGAAAAAUAUCUUGAAUGAAGUUGUUAGACAGUUCCAGAAAAUAAAAAAAGAAAGGGCUAGUCUCUUCCUGGGAAUAUUUGACAAGAUAAAUGCCCUGAUAAACAAACACUACGCGCGGCUAACAGACAAUCCGUCAGGACAUGUAAGAGCGCACUUAGGCCUAGAAAAUCCCCUAGAGCCGUAUCUUGCAGGCACGCAGAUAUUCGUGAUGCCAACUGGAAAAACAUUCAGAGAGGCUAAGUAUCUGUCAGGCGGUGAGAAAACAAUGGUUGCAAUUUCUCUGCUGCUGUCAAUAGAUGCCCUCUACCCGUCUUUAUUCUACAUCUUUGAUGAGCUGGAUGCAGCUCUGGACAAAGACAAGAUAUCUUCCCUAAGAGAGUCACUCCAGGAGAUCAACGCCCAGUUCAUUGCUGUAACACACAGGCUGGAGCUAUUUGAAACAGCAGAUACUCUCAUUGGAGUAGCAAAGCCUCCCAAGGGCCACUCGCAGAUAUUUACUCUUAAGCUGUAG
This is a messenger RNA of Nematocida minor, 3018 nucleotides long. Its product is annotated as structural maintenance of chromosome 1. Lineage: Eukaryota; Fungi; Microsporidia. Gene Ontology annotation, biological process: chromosome organization. Bases 1 to 3018 code for a protein of 1005 amino acids. Gene Ontology annotation, molecular function: ATP hydrolysis activity; ATP binding; protein binding. The record is from RefSeq and is a predicted model, not a curated record. The transcript has a single exon. Gene Ontology annotation, cellular component: chromosome.